CAUGGCGCACCUGGAAGUUCACUUACCCAGUAUUCAGAAGAAAAAUAUCCGGUAAGAUAGAUAUAUGACGUUAUUAAUCGUAUACAUCUGGUGAAAUGAACGCAUUAAAUAUCUACCUAACAACAUGCCGCUAUGUCAUGCAGGCUGAUUUGGCCGAUCGCGAGACCUGGAGCGAUUUGUACCGGUAUUUACCUUUUCUUCGUCAGGCACUCUCAUGUUGUGUAUGUCGAAACCUGGUUGUCAAACCGAUGGGACCUGUGCACAAUGUCUGUCAACACUUUGUUUGCUUCACGUGUGCAGGUGGUAAAAUGAAGCUAAAACCCCAGUGUAGCUGGUGUAAGCAUCAUGAAGAAUUUCAAGAGAAUACUCAGCUUCGUAUAGCAGUGAUUUGUUUCAAGAAGCUCUGUGAAUAUAUAUCUGAUUCUCCAAUUGGAAAAGAUCUGUACCUUCAGUCACCAUCACCAAACGGGGAAACAAACAAUCUGAACACUAUUAUAAAAGAAGCUUUGGACUUCAAAGAUGAUUUCACACUCUCCUCAUCGUUACCUUUACUAUCGGGUUUAAACUUAAGCACUAAACAUAAUAAUUCACCAAGACUAUCAUCGAAAUCGCCGACGAACUGUGUCAAACGUUCCGAACAAAGUCACAAUUCAUCAGGUGAGAAAACAGUUUCACCUGAACUAAGCUGUAGCAUAAGAGAUAAAUCAAACUUGUGUGAUACAACAAACAAUGUCUACCCUGAUAUGUCUUGCUGUAGUGAUAUAACUGCAGAAAAAGAUUCAGAAUCACAGUUAAAUUCAUCGUCUCAAAGUGAUGAAUCCAUCGAGGUUGAUGUAACAGACACUGACACUAGUACAGAUUCUAAACCUGAAAAUUCACUCAAAAGAAAACGUGACAGUGAUUGUGGAAACAGAUCUGUUUUGUUUGACUCCAGUGAAAGUGGAAUCCUCACCUCUGGUUCACACGGGUCUAGGGGAGACAACUCUCAGUUGCGAGAACCUGACAAGAACAGACUAACUCUUACUCCAGGCAGUGAACAAAAGGAUUUGAAGAUAUGUAAAUGUGGCCGUGGAGGAACAAACAGUCGUCUCACAUGUCUCGGUCAGCGUUGUCCCUGCUAUAUCAACAAGCUACCAUGUGUAGGCUGCAAGUGCAAGGGAUGUCGCAACCCUCGCAAGAUUGAAAAUGACAGACUCAAAAUAGUAAAUACAGACCAUUCUUCAGAGAUAGGGUCUAUCAUUAACAGUGAAAAUGUAUUUGUUGAAGUAUAGAAUGUUAAUUUAUAUGCAUGUUUAAUAAUCAAUGUUGAACAUUGUAAGAUAAUACACAUUUUUUUCAUAAGAGACUUAUUAUUUGACCAAAAUGGUAACUCAAUUUUUCUUAUUUACAAACAGUUACAUCACACAUGUUAUUUAGAUAUCUGGCUUUGUUCACUAUUUCCUAUAUUUGACCUGAUUAACAUAUUUAUGGGUGUUUUGCUUACCUAAAAUUGUAAAAAAAAAAUUGGGGGGGGGGGACUGAACUAUGAUUAUGGACAGCGAUUACUUCAGGUCCGAAAUUCAUCUUUUUGGUCAGGAAUUAUCAUAACAGCACCAAAAUGAUACUCGACACCCAUUUGAAUUUUGAAAUUUCUGAAUAGGGCUCACCAAGAUAAAUAUUUAUGUUGAACAAAAUAUUGACAAUGACCAGAUUGUGAGAGUAAUGCACAAUAUGUAUUCUAAUACAUCAGUCUAUAAUAUCAUAUUAAGACAUGUAACAAUUAAGGGGUUUUACAAGGCACUUUUUAUGUCUGUUUAUUGGACCAGACCGAUGCUCCCUUUUAUCAUUCAAAAUUUUACAAUCUAAAACAAUAAAAGCAUAAAUUUCAAGAAAAGAUUUAAAUGUUAAAAUUGUAAACUGAGUUUUUGGAUUUUUGAAAUUAAAAAGAAAAAAAGUUCUCAAAUGCAGCAUAAGUAAGAAGGACAGAGUGAUUAUGGAGUCUUUAUCACUUUAAGAUAGACUUUAUGUAGUCUUAUUUCAUUUGUUCAGAGUUGUUAGCAUUAAUUGAUCAUCGAAAUUUCACAAAAGGGUUGUCAUGUUGAUAAUUUUUUCUGAUCCCAACCUAGUGUCCAUUUGCCGAAACCACCUGCUAAUCCCCUGAACAUUCUACAAUCUUUUACACGUCUGUAGUAAAUAGUCCCCCACCAGUACUCACAGAGGGAACUAGAGGUUUGCAGUGAUGAUCACUCAGGCAAUCUGUUUUUGUGUCAGUUUGUUCGGGGAAUUCCCAAUAUACUCAAUUUGUCACCUAUAAUUGGUGAAUUUUGUUUGCGAGUACUUCUCAAAUCGUAUCUCAUGCUCCUCUAUAUAAAGUUAUUGCCCUUUGUUCAUUUUUAUUAUCAAGUUUAUUUAAUUUAAGAGAGUGCAACUCCCAAGCUCUUUCACCUACAUUUACAGUUCAACUUAUUUUCUUAGGAUAUUUAUUUUCUCUGAAUACCUAACCCAUCAUGGCUGUUUUUAAGUUUUUGGAAUGAUGUUAUUCAUUUGAAACAAACAUGGCAUUUUAUUUUGUCACUUAUACAUAUAUAUAUAUAUAUGUGUGACAGCAUAUACAUGGGGUCUUAGUAUCUUCUUGACAAUAACUUCUUAACAAGUUGUUGUGAUAAAAUUGGCAUCCCAACUCUGUCAUUCCCACCACAUUAUAUUAUACAAUAUCUGAUAUAUAGUGCCCUAUCUAGCUAGUUAACAUAAGCUACUCGAAAGUGCUUUACAGUACAUAGAUAUACAAUUAAUACAAUGAUUAAUUAGCAUAUACAUUAAUCAAUACAUGCCUGCAUGUGAGCUGGAGAUGUAAUGUGUUACCUUAGUGAUGUUCAUGUUGAGUCCAUUUUAUUUGAAAUAUAUAUCCUGAUUUUUCUCACUGAAAGUGGUGUUUUGCCUUCUCUGCAAUUUUAACAACCUGAAGUAUUGACAAUUUCUUCUCUAAUGAAAAUAAAAGUUUGAUUUCUUUUUUAUUCUGAAGAGUAUUAUGGCCAAUCCUCAUGUCACUAUUUCUCAAGAAGUACUUGUUGUGUAUUUGACAGUUCUUUUCAUAUUGUUCUAUGUAAUUUAAAAAACUCUUGCUCCCUUGUUGCGCGAGUAAGUUUCAAUUUGAGUAAUCUGAAAAACAAGACGUUCAUCAUGCAGACAGCCAUCUUUUAUUUUGACAGUUUAAAGUUUUGGUAUUGGUUAAAUAAGAUACUGUCAAUCUCCAUUGCAUUAAGUUUUAAUCUAAAGGCAAUAUUCAAUCUCAACAAGCUCGGGAUAGGUUGGUUCUUUAUUGUAUGUCUACCGGUUUCGCCCGAACAUGAGGGCUUCUUCAGGACCUUUAUUGUAUGUCUACCAGUUUCGCCCUAACAUGUGGGCUUCUUCAGGACCUUCAGGAAGUUUUAAUCUAAAUGUUCAUAAGAAGCAUUUACUGUUGACAAGACUAUUGUUGAGGUGAAUAUGUGGAAAGAUGGAGGUUAACAUUCGACUGAAAACAUGUCACAACUGAAAUGGCAUCAUAAAAUAAAUAUUGACCUGUUGUUUCUAAAAACAGUAAGAACUUUCAAUAUCGAUCAAAUAUCCAACCAAUGAGGUUGUAGGAAAAAUGUAUGUCAUCUAAUGUUUAGAUAUCUUGUACAAGUACCCAAACUGAACAUGCUACAAACUGUUUUUUGUAAACAUUUAUCUGGUAUCAAUGUCAAAAGCUCUAUUCCGUCUUUUCGUAUUGUAGAGUUAUCUGGUCUUGUGAGCAGGUAUUGAUUGUUACAUCAUUUGUU
Mizuhopecten yessoensis (Yesso scallop) is the source of this 3782-nucleotide messenger RNA. RefSeq names its product E3 ubiquitin-protein ligase MSL2-like. Gene Ontology annotation, cellular component: MSL complex. NCBI's taxonomy places the organism in Eukaryota, Metazoa, Mollusca, Bivalvia, Pectinida, Pectinidae. Gene Ontology annotation, molecular function: ubiquitin protein ligase activity. The record is from RefSeq and is a predicted model, not a curated record. The transcript has a single exon. Bases 96 to 1271 code for a protein of 391 amino acids.